CCUCACUGUAGUUCAUGAUGGCUGAAAAGUUUACAAUUGAGAGCCCAGAUGUGACCUACACUAAGGAUUGCAUUGAGGCAAUAUAUUCCUACCAGACUACACAGGUCUAUGAAGAGAAUGGAUCGCUUAAGGUAAAAUAAAGCAAUUCGAUCCCGAACGUUAAGGUGACAGGAUCAUAAACCCGUGUCUGACUAUGUUAUGAUAGCAAUGGGUGAGAUUUUUUCUGCAAUAUUUCUAGUUUUUAAGCAUUAUUAGGGAGGCCUUCAAUGGAAGUGGUCUUUCAGAUGAAUAUACACUUGUUUUUGUUUUUUUUUUUUGGAGCAGUAUUAUUCAAUUACAUUCACCUUCUCCAUUCAAAGUGUGCAGUGUGGGUGAUGCUAGAGGGACAUGGGCAGGAGCUUAAUUUAUAAAGUUGAACUUUGUUCUUUGUGCAUGUGUAUCAAGUUAGCUGGGAUUGUUAUGGAUGGUUCUGCCACAACCCCACUGAACCCCAAAAUCCCCAAAGGUGUGCAAUGGUUAUGAUUAUUCACUCCCACAAUGUGGGUGAGAGUAAUGGAAUUUUUUUGUACCAUUAACAUGCCUUCGGUGUAAUGUUGUUUGGAUUUCCCUUCCUCUUCACUUUUUUUGUGAACAAUGCCCAUGGGUUUGUUGUACCUUCAAUGGUAUUGGCAAUAUUUUUCAACCAAAGUUGCAUUUGCAUUCUUGCUCAACUGAGCAGAUAGUGGAAGGAGCUUGCACAUAGUUGUUGUAUCAACUUUGUUGAACCUUCCUUUGAGUUAAACUGUCCCCAGGAGGAGCAAAAGCUAACUGAAUUUCAACCCAAGGUCAGUUAGCAAACUGCUUCUUCCCCUGGUGAUGCCUUAAGGUAAAUGAUGGUUCAAGAUUUGUUUUAUUUUUUGAUUUCUGUUUUUGUUGGGCUGUAACUAGGUGAAACCACACUCUACGAGAUUUAUCUUCCGCACAGAGACAAAGGUACCGAAACUUGGCGUAAUGCUGGUCGGAUGGGGUGGUAACAAUGGAACAACUGUUACUGCAGCAGUUCUGGCCAACAAAUUGGGAUUUUCUUGGAUGACCAAAACAGGAGAAAAGGUUGCUAAUUACUAUGGAUCCUUGUUUCAAGCCUCCACUGUGUGCCUCGGGACAGGUCCUGCUGGUGAUGUUUAUGUGCCCUUCAAGGAUCUACUGCCCACAGUCAGUCCAAAUGAUAUUGUGUUUGAUGGCUGGGAUAUCUCCUCCAUGAAUCUCUCUGACGCAAUGGUGCGAGCUCAGGUCCUUGAUUGGUCACUUCAGGAACAGCUAAAGCCUCAUAUGAAGAAGUUCCAUCCUCGGCCUUCUGUUUACAUUCCAGAAUUCAUUGCAGCUAAUCAGGAGGACCGAGUGGAUAAUGUAAUUAAAGGUUCCAAAAAGGAACAGGUUGAGCAAAUUAGAAAGGACAUCCGGGACUUCAAAGCAAAGAGUGGAGUUGAUAAAGUGAUUGUAUUGUGGACAGCAAAUACUGAGCGUUUUUGUGAUGUCCUACCUGGUAUAAAUGACACAGCAGAAAAUAUCUUGAAAACAAUUGAGUUUGGUAGGGAGAUAUCACCUUCAUCCAUGUUUGCUGUGGCUAGCAUUAUGGAAGGUUGUGCCUACAUCAAUGGAUCUCCACAGAACACUUUUGUGCCAGGCAUAGUUGACCUUGCUAUUAAACAUAAAGUGUUUAUUGGUGGUGAUGACUUCAAAUCUGGUCAGACGAAGAUGAAAUCUGUGCUAGUAGAUUUCCUAGUCAGCGCUGGUCUGAAGACAGUCUCAAUUGUCAGUUACAAUCAUCUGGGCAACAACGAUGGGAAGAAUCUGUCCGCACCAGAGCAGUUCCGAUCAAAGGAGAUCUCAAAGAGUAGUGUAGUGGAUGACAUGGUUCACUCUAAUCCCAUUUUAUACAAACCAUCUGAGAAACCAGAUCAUUGUGUUGUAAUUAAGUAUGUUCCAUAUGUUGGAGAUAGUAAGCGUGCGAUGGAUGAGUAUACAUCAGAAAUUAUGAUGGGUGGCACUAAUACCAUUGUCCUCCAUAACACUUGUGAGGAUUCCUUGCUGGCUAGUCCACUUAUUCUAGACCUUGUGAUCCUGACUGAGCUGUGCCAAAGGAUAACAUUCAAAACAGAAUUGGAUCUAGAAUUCCAAACAUUCCACAGUGUUCUCUCCAUCCUCAGCUACCUCUGCAAAGCUCCAUUGGUUCCAGAUGGAAGUCCUAUCGUUAACUCUCUUUUCAGACAAAGGGCUUGCAUUGAAAACAUUCUGAGGGCUUGUUUGGCCCUUCCUCCUCAGAACCAUAUGUUACUGGAACACAAGAUGCAAAGGAGCUUUAUGACUACCAGGAUGACUGACCAUUAUGUAGCUCAACCUAUACCUCACAUAAAUGAGAAACUCCAGAAUAUCCUCAAAAACAAUCAUAUUUUAAAUGGUCACACCAAUGGAUAUGUUAACUAAAUUUUCAAAGUUAUUACUCAGUGCAGAUAUUGGUGUAGCAAUAUAGUUGAAACUGUCAAGGUUAUUCUUUUGAAUUUUGAUCUCUAAGCUAUUCUGAAUAUGAGUAUUCUUGUUUAAUCUAUCAAACACUAUUGAAAGUUUGUUGCACUGCCCUUGUUUGUUACCUAUAACAUUGAUGCUAGCUAUCAACUGUUGCAAAGCUAGAUAUCAAACGGUCCAGAAUGGUUUAAGUACCUUUUUUGCUUUGGAAGUAUUGAUAACUUUGUUAGUAGUAAGUGGGAAGCCUACUGCCUAAAUUUUUGAGUUAUAAGCAGAUGCUGUAAGUUAAAAAUAAAACUUUUUUGAUCUUGGUGUCCA
Messenger RNA from Chiloscyllium plagiosum (whitespotted bambooshark), 2820 nucleotides. Its product is annotated as inositol-3-phosphate synthase 1-A-like. Gene Ontology annotation, biological process: inositol biosynthetic process; phospholipid biosynthetic process. The record is from RefSeq and is a predicted model, not a curated record. Gene Ontology annotation, molecular function: inositol-3-phosphate synthase activity. NCBI's taxonomy places the organism in Eukaryota, Metazoa, Chordata, Chondrichthyes, Orectolobiformes, Hemiscylliidae.